AUGGCGACAAACUUUGACUUAAACGAUUUAACUGUAGAACAACUUAUGGCCCUCAGCGAGAUAGUUGACGAUAGUGAUGGUAGUGACAUUGAUGACAAAGUUGAGGAAAUAUUCACGGAUGAGUUCUAUCGAGUCGCACCUAAGGAUAAGGGCAAAGAUCCCUUUGAAGGACAAAGACAAUUCAUAGACGAAGGCGACCGUUCUACGGAUCCUAAGAAACCAAGACGACUCCCACUUAACUAUAAAGGUAGAAGAGGAAUUAUGCCGACAUGGAAGUAUUCCGAGAAACAAAAGGCUAAGGCUCUACUCGUUGAGGAGGCAUAUCAGAACUUACUAAGUAGGGGAGCCAAAGGUUUACCACCAACAAUGGGAGGAAGAUGGCGAACAGACGAUCCACAGGUAAAUGCUGAAAUUAAGAGACUCGAAAAUGAGAGGAACCCUAAGCGUCCCAGAGGAAGACCACCGAAGCCUAAGUCUGAUGUAGAAGCAAAGGUUCCUAGAGGAAGACCAGUAAAACCUAAGACUGAUGCUAAAGUUGUGAUUCCUAAAAAGCGUGGGAGGCCACCGAAGCCUAAGUCCAACGCUGAAGUUGUGAUUCCCAAAAAGCGUGGAAGACCACCGAAGACUAAGGUAGUUGAAACACCAAAACCUAAGGUUAAAAGGCAAACCGUUGCUGAAAGAUUCAUAAGUCAAAACAGGAUUAAACUUUCAGUUCCUGCAAAUAGUGUUAUUACUCCAACAGGUCCAGGUAAGUUCACAAUCCACGUGAAUCUUAAUAAGAAACCCACAAGGAAAGCUCCUGAAGUACCAGAGGGUGUAGCUCCCUGGAAACCAACACCUAAACCUAGGGAAAGGCCAAUUCCUAAACCAGGAACUAUAUUUCCUAGGGAAAAACCCACUCCUAAACCGAGAACUAUAUUUCCCAGGGAAAAACCAACUCCUAAACCUAGAACCAAAAAAACAGUGCCUCCUCCAAAGCUACGAAAGCCCGCGAAAGUGACCAAGGAAGUUGGGGAACAACCUGUAGUGGUUACACCAGAGGAACAUGAAAUUGAUCCAUUUGGAACAUACCUUGAAAAGCCAUCCUACAGGAAAAUAGAAACUGCCGCAAACGGAGCAGCUGUGACCUACUCAAUAACUCCAAACUAUAUGGAUCCCCUAGACCAGAUGACAGCAAGUAGGCAGGUGGUGAGGGGAAUAUUGGUAAACGAGCUGAAAAGAAUGGGAGGUUUAAAAUACACCGAAACAAUUAAGGUAAGAAUGUCAAAGGAAAUCGGUAAUGACAAAACAAAGAAGGAUUCAAUAUACUCCAAGUCGAAAACAGGAACUGCAACCAACUUCAAGGAUAUCGAAAGCACUGCUGCACAAAACCAACUGACAAUUUUAUCAAGAAUUGAAACAUUCCAAAACUUAGGUUCAAACUGGAUCAUAUUAAAUAUUGAAAGCCACUACGUUAACAUUGCAAUGUAUAAACCUCUAAAGGGUAGUUCAUAUAUGAAAUUACCCGCAGACAUUAGUAAUCCAAAAUGCGGUCUCAUUAAUAUGAAAAACAAUGACAACAAAUGUUUUAUGUGGAGUCAUGUGAGACACGUAAGACCUAAGGCUAGGAGAGCAACAACCAUAACACGACAGGAUGUUGAGUUCGCGGAAAACCUAGACUAUGAGGGAAUAGACUUCCCUGUGAAAAUAAGCGAUAUUGACAAAAUUGAGAGAAAGAACUGUAUAAGUAUAUCAGUGUUCGGUUAUAAGGGUAAAAAGCAGUUCUACCCAAUAAGAAACUCCAAGACAAAAUACGACGAGCAUAUGGAGCUGCUACUACUAGGUGAUGGUGAUGGUAACAACCACUACGUUCUAAUAAAGGAUGUAAAUAGAAUGCUCUUCAGCGUAAGUGGAAACUCAAACAAGAAACACUUCUGUCUGCAUUGUCUUCAUAGUUGCGUAAGUGAAGAGUCACUGGAAAAACACAAGGAGACAUGUAUCGAGGUAAAUGGAACUCAGGCCACAAAGCUUCCAAAUGAGGGUACAAAAAUAAAGUUCAAAAAUCACAGGAACUCAAUGCCUGCACCAUUUGUGAUAUACGCUGAUUUCGAGUCCAUACUGGUUCCAGAAGAAAGAAAAGCUGAUUUUGAAAACUCUGAGGACAAAAGUACUACAGACCUUUACCAGACACACAAAGCCUGUAGUUUUGGGCUAAAAACAGUAUGCCAUUAUGAUGAUCAGUACUCCGGUGAAUACAUAAGUUAUGUUGGUGAAGACGCUACACUAGUCUUCCUGAAGACCGUACUAAAGGAGUCCAUUAAGUGUCGAGAGAUGGUCAACAAAAUAUUCAAGAAAAAGAUGGUAAUCACACCGGAACAAGAAGCUGAGUUCUGGAUGACAAGAAACUGCUCCAUAUGUGGUAACGACUUGGGUGAUGAUAGAGUGAGAGACCACGAUCACAUAACUGGGCUGUUUCGUGGAGCCGCCCAUAAUAUGUGUAAUUUGAAGUAUAGAAUCACAUGGAAAGUUCCGGUGGUUUUCCACAACCUAAGAGGCUAUGAUAGCCAUCUAAUAAUGCAGGAGAUCGGUAAAUUUAAGAUGAACAUCAACGUGAUCCCAAAUAAUAUGGAAAAAUAUAUUUCCUUCUCACUAGGUAAAAGUCUUGUGUUCAUUGACUCUAUACAGUUCAUGGCUUCUUCUUUGGAAGCACUCGUGAGCAACCUUUCACCUGAGGACUUCAAGAUAGUUGGUAAGAGGUGGAAAGGUGAGGACUUCAAUCUUGUGACACAAAAAGGUAUAUUCCCAUAUGAAUACUUAGAUGACAUCAGUAAACUUAGUGCUGAGGGGCUUCCAAGUAGAGAUAAAUUCUACUCAUCUCUUUACGAGUCGGAAGUGAAAGAAGAAGAUUACCAAAGAGCGCUAAAAGUAUGGGAUCACUUUAAGAUGAAAACCAUGAGAGACUACCACGAUCUCUACCUGGAAACUGACGUUCUUCUUCUAGCAGAUGUCUUCGAGAACUUCAGGAGAACUUGCUUGGAAAAUUACAAGCUUGACCCUGCACACUACAUAUCAGCACCAAGUCUAAGUUGGGACGCCUUCCUAAAACAGUCAGGUGAGGAAAUAGAAUUG
This is a messenger RNA of Paramuricea clavata, 3108 nucleotides long. The record is from the annotation of a GenBank genome assembly. Lineage: Eukaryota; Metazoa; Cnidaria; Anthozoa; Malacalcyonacea; Plexauridae.